Fusarium mangiferae is the source of this 1596-nucleotide messenger RNA. RefSeq lists its product as uncharacterized. Lineage: Eukaryota; Fungi; Ascomycota; Sordariomycetes; Hypocreales; Nectriaceae. The record is from RefSeq and is a predicted model, not a curated record. Bases 1 to 1596 code for a protein of 531 amino acids. The transcript has 6 exons. Gene Ontology annotation, molecular function: nucleobase transmembrane transporter activity. Gene Ontology annotation, cellular component: plasma membrane. Gene Ontology annotation, biological process: transmembrane transport; nucleobase transport.
AUGGCGGCUUGCUGGCCCAACGUCCAGUUUUUCCUCAUCUCCCCUCGGAUCAAAUGGAGGACUGACCAGACGGCGGCAGACCAAGAUCCAGUGCCCGAGGAACAACGCACCUGGACAGCGUGGGACUUUGCUACCUACUGGAUGUCUGACCUCAUCAACGUAACUACAUGGCAGAUUGCUUCCUCGGCCAUGCUGGUGGGCCUAAGUACAAGCGACGCAGUUGUCAUUGCUCUCCUCUCGGGCUUACUUAACGCUCUGCCAACUGUACUGAAUGGCGCUCCUGGUGCAGAUUAUCACAUUCCAUUCCCCAUAGCUAUUAGAUCUAGCUAUGGCUACUACUUUGGCUAUUUUUGCGUCGUGUCAAGGUCUAUUCUUGCCAUUAUCUGGUUCGGUGUUAACUGCUGGUUUGGCUCUGUCGCCGUCACUGAGGUCAGCAUGUUUCGACUUUCGCUGCCGUAUGGCCCGAGUACCGCUCCAUCGAGAAUAAACUGCCGCGGGGGCUGGGGUCACGUCUCAACAAAUGACAUCCUACUUUUUGCUCUUUGUAAUCCAGAUCCCCUUCUUUUGCAUUCCUUUCAUCCACCUAAGGCGCCUUUUCCUCUGGAAAGCGAUAUUUCUUGUGCCCGUAUCUGUUGCCAUGGUGCUUUGGAUCUGUCUCAAGGCCGGGGAUCUACAGGGGAUCUACAGGGGAUCUUCAAUCAGCAGGCGCGUGUGUCUGGCUCAACUCGCGCGUGGUUGUGGUUGGCGACGUUCUGUGCAACCACGAAUUCCUGGAUGAGCUGCGCCAUCAACAUGUCAGAUUUUACGAGAAUGAGCAAGUCUAGAAAUGCACCUUGGUCUCAAAUCCCGACUAUUCCCAUCGUCAGAAUUUUAUAUGCUAUUCUCGGAAUCGCCACAGUCGGUGCAGGUAGAACCCUCUAUGACAAGGACAUCUGGAGCCCCGUGGAGAUGCUUCCUCUCUGGACAGGAUCGGGCGGCCGCUUUCUCGCCUUCUGCGCUGGAUGUCUAUGGAUUCUGGCUCAGAUCUCCACCAACCUCUCCGCUAACGGUAUCCCUUUUGGCCACGAUCUGAUGAAUAUUUGGCCAGCCUAUAUCAACGUCCGAAGAGGGUCUCUUCUUUGUCUCUUGUUUGGCACCUGGGCUGUCGUUCCCUGGAAGCUUGUGAGCACAGCAGGUCAGUUCCUCACCUUCAUGAAUGGCUACGGCUGUGUUGUUUGCGCGAUUGUAAGCAUCAUGAUUGCGGACUACUGGAUGAUCAGGCGACGUAUACUCGACAUUCCUGGCUUAUACGACUCCCGCGGUCGCUAUCGCUACAUUGGUGGAGUCAACUGGCGUGCUGCUAUUACGCAGGUCCUGUUUCUCGCGAUAUCGCUUCCGGGGAUUGUGUGGCAAAUCAGCCCGACCAACUCUAUCCCAUUAGGUUUCCAGAGGAUUUACCAACUCAACUGGUUCGUCAAUACUUUUGGCCCACUUCUUCUUUAUUGGGCAUUGUUCAAGCUGUUACCGGACCGAGAGUCCACGGCGGAUAUGGGCAACUAUGCCAUGGAUUGUGCUUCAACAGAGGAGGAGCGGGGAGAAAAUGGCAAACGCAGUUGA